AUGAACUCUUUGCUUUUCUUGAUCGUGGCGGCCCUUGGGGUUAGCUAUGCCCUGCCCACUACCUCAGACUGCGACUACAAAUGGAUUUCCCAACCAAUCGACCACUAUGGAAAGUCCAACGGGACCUUUCUGCAGCGUUACAGCAUCGUAGAUGAUUUCUACAAGCCGGGCGGACCCAUCAUGUUUUUCCAGGGUGAAGAGACCUGGGCUCUCGACUGUGUGAACACGACUAUCAUGUACGACUAUGCUAGACAACUCGGGGGAUUGGCUGUGUCUCUAGAGCAUCGCUACUUUGGCCAAAGCCUGCCAUUCGGAGAAAACUCUCAUACCGCGAGUGCUAUGCAAUACCUCACCCUAGACAACGUCAUGGCCGACGCGGUUUCAUUCAUUGAGUUCGUCAAAAAGACCAACCCUGGGGCAUCGCAGAGCAAAGCUAUCGUCGCUAGUGGAUCAUACGGCGGAUUCCUCGCUGGUGCCUUCCGACUAAAUCACCCGGACGCCUUUUUCGCAUCUCUGGCUAGUGCGGGGCCCGUGAAAGCAUUCUCGAACAGUAGUAAUCCAGAAACAUAUAACUGGUGGAAAUGGGUCAACCGAGUUUACCUAGACCGUUCUAAGGAGGCCGCUGACAAGAUCGAAAACGCCUUCAAAGUCUUGCAAUCACGUCUCGCUUCUCCAGAUAUCGCGAGUUUAAAGGAAGAACUCAACCUUUGCUCCACCCCUUCCGUCAAUGACACUCUGGGGAACUCCCUCCUCAUCAGUACUCUGGUUGAGCCUUUUUCAUUCGCCGCCGAGCUCAAUUAUCCUAUUCUUCAGCUAGGCCGUAACCCAAUCCCUUAUCCCCUAGACCAAUUCAUCAAUGCAACCUUGGAAGAACAAGACCCCAUUCAGGUUCUUAACCGGACAUUCUGGCUAUGGUUUGGCGCGCCGGGACCAAGCAACGCUCCUUGCAUGAACUACACAAGUAUCGAGUUCCUGCAAAACGCAGUCCCAGGCAUCGAAAACGCUCCAUUCGAGUACAUCGACUGCACAUACCUUCCGGUGGCUUCAAACAACAUCCCGGAAGGAACCAUUUUCCCUGCCGCUCCUUACUCAUCAGACGCAGUACCCAAAGGCUGUCAACAAAAGUACGGAGUCACAACCAUGACACAGGAAGAAAUCUUCCAGCGCUACAAUCUUUCCCCCGAUAAGAUUCGGAACUCCACGCGAAUUAUCUGGUCGAACGCCGAAUACGACCCCACUUCAGCCGUCAGCGUAGACUACCUACCGCCUUCCGCCGACCCAUGCGCGUCGAGAAUGAUAUUGACUAGCAACAUAGCACACAGAGAGGAUCUCUUCGUACCUAGCCCGACUGACAGCGAGACCCUUACUCAGCUCCGAAAUAAGGAAGUGCAGAUCUUCAAGGAGUGGUUGGCGCUUUGCUGAGG
Messenger RNA from Hypoxylon trugodes, 1424 nucleotides. Its product is annotated as peptidase S28. The transcript has a single exon. Lineage: Eukaryota; Fungi; Ascomycota; Sordariomycetes; Xylariales; Hypoxylaceae. Gene Ontology annotation, biological process: proteolysis. The record is from RefSeq and is a predicted model, not a curated record. Gene Ontology annotation, molecular function: serine-type exopeptidase activity; dipeptidyl-peptidase activity. The coding region runs from base 1 to 1422 and encodes 473 amino acids.